CGAUCCUCAUGUACCUUCGACGUAUUUAGGCUUUCAGCAAGUAGGGUUUCUGAAGAGUGACAGGAAGGAGCGGAAGGGGAGGAAAGCGGCAGCCAUGGUUCUCAAGACUGAGCUCUGCCGCUUCAGCGGUGCCAAGAUAUACCCUGGCAAGGGUAUCAGAUUUGUUCGUUCUGAUUCACAGGUUUUCCUCUUUGCAAAUUCGAAGUGCAAGAGGUAUUUCCACAAUAGACUGAAGCCUUCGAAGCUAACAUGGACAGCCAUGUAUAGGAAGCAGCAUAAGAAGGACAUUGCUGCUGAGCAAGUAAAGAAAAGACGUCGUGCUACCAAGAAGCCUUAUUCAAGGUCGAUUGUUGGUGCUACCUUGGAGGUGAUCCAAAAGAAAAGAACAGAGAAGGCAGAAGUCCGAGAUGCUGCCAGGGAAGCUGCUCUACGUGAAAUUAAGGAGCGGAUAAAAAAAACUAAGGAUGAGAAGAAGGCGAAGAAAGCAGAGGUGACUAAAACACAAAAAGCACAGACCAAGGGUAACUUACCCAAGGGUGCUGCGCCAAAGGGUGCCAAACUUGGAGGUGGUGGAAAGCGCUGAUUUGCCAGCUAUUGCCCUUUGAAGCAGACACCAGAUAGGUUGUUUUUCCAUUCUGGAGAUUUUGUAUGGUUUGACUUAGAUGUCCAAAACUCUGUUGGAGAGAUAUCCCUAUAAUUUUUCAAGUGCAGUAGCUUUUUAAUCUUUG
Molecule: messenger RNA, 728 nt
Organism: Telopea speciosissima
Lineage: Eukaryota; Viridiplantae; Streptophyta; Magnoliopsida; Proteales; Proteaceae
Product: 60S ribosomal protein L24-like
Exons: 5
Coding region: 95-583 (162 amino acids)
Biological process (GO): cytoplasmic translation
Cellular component (GO): cytosolic large ribosomal subunit
Molecular function (GO): mRNA binding; structural constituent of ribosome
Source: RefSeq, a predicted model, not a curated record